AUGACUCCACUCCUUCUCCUCACUCUUCACCACUAUCCUUUUCUUUUUACUUUACAAUAUUCAAACUCAACCAUGAAUCCAUCCAUGGCUUUACUAUCUCCUGCUCCGUCUCCCUUCACCAACCUCAAUUCGUGGGCCUCAUCACCCAGCCCAACACCAUCGCCUACUCCAAGCCCAACUCAACCAAUUGUUGGGCCCACUACAAACCCAAUAACAACAACAACAACCCAAGUAGACCAAUCUUCUCCGCCACCGACAAGGUUACCUGUUGAUUUUAGUCCGCCAUUGAUAGCCAUGGUAGUUGUUGUAGCCACUGCUUUCUUGGUCGUCACCUACUCUCGAUUAUUCUCCCGCCACGUCAUCCCUCCUGUUCUCAGGGUUUUGCGUCGUUGGAGAAGACGCCGUCGACGUAGUAGUAGACGAUCGUAUCUUCCUUCCUCGGCUGGCGAUUUAGACUCGUUGCCGUACGAUUCAUCGCCGUUUGAAACCAGUGAUGGUUUUCAUGUUUUCUCACCUUAUGGACUCGAUGAUUCGAUAAUCAAAACUAUUCCUCUUUCUAUUUAUACGGUGGUCAACAAAGGCGGCGGACCUCAUCGCGAUUGCGCUGUUUGCUUAAUAGAAUUUGAAGAAGACGAUUACGUCCGUACUCUUCCUGUUUGUUCCCACGCUUUUCAUGUGGAUUGUAUUGAUAUGUGGCUUCGUUCCCACGCUAACUGUCCUCUCUGUCGCGCCGUGAUAUUUCGUCCGGAAUCGCCGUUUAUUCCGCUCAUGGCGGCUAGGAUCAGACCGAGUCUUGACGAUGCCAUUUUUAGGAGCAUCGCACUCGAGCCGCUUAACGAAACACUAGCACCGGAAUAUGCAUCGUCUACAGUAACGGAAAUCACGCCUUGCAUCGAGGAACAAUCGCCGAGGAGAAAUAGUUACAACUUCAACGCUAAUCAUUCCGAAGAUCACCGAAUCAUCAACAACAGAGAUUUCAUACUGAAAAGAUCGUACUCGUUCGGAUUCGAGCGGAGUGGAGCAUCGGAACGAAUGAUGGUAACAGAGCCCGCUACAGCAUCACCGUGGAGAUACAGACGAGGAAACAACUUCUGGAGCAAAAGACCAUCGCCAUUCGGUUCUUUAAGCAAACCUAGGGUUUUCUCAUUCCGUUACUACAGAGGAAUGAAAUCACCUUUCUUCCGUCGAAACAGAGGCUUUUUCGGUUUAUCAGAAUCAAGCUCAAGAUUCUCCAACGGAGGAGGAGGAGGAGGAUCAUCACGAAGAACAAAAUCAAUGACGAGUCCGAUGUUCAUGAGACCAUCUUCGUCGUCGUUACACUCGUCUAGCCGGCUCCGGUGCGGUGAUCCCGAGGCACUUUUAUCACCGGAGAGAUUCAACCGCAGAUAACAAAAAUAAAUAAAGCAAAAAUUAGGCGGGACACGUGGAAGAAGAUGUUUGGUGAAUGUAUAAAGUAAAGAGGUUACCGUAAACAUACCGGGCGGUGAGGGUGGGAGAUUUGAAAACCCCAAGAUUAUGAGUAGUAAUGAGGUCGGACCGCUUUUAUUAAUGGGGUUUGAAAAAGCUCUGUCUGUGAGUCACAGUAAGAGAGAAGAAGAAGCUUUAAAGCUCUGUCUUUGCCAAUUUAAUGGAUUUUGGAGGUUUGGCCAUGGCAUUAAAUGCUUACCCGAAAAUAAAAAAAAAAAAAUCAGAGAAAGCGAAAGUUGAUUAUUAUUAUUAUUAUUAUUAUUAUUAUUAUUAUUAUUGCAAUGAAGAAGCACAGAUACCAAAAUUCACUUUUUUCUAUUAUUUUUUUUAAUUAUUAUUAUUUUUUUCUGUGUUAGAGAAGUGUUUGGGGGCUUUGGGAGAAGAGAAGAAGAAAGAAGAUUUUCCAGUUUUGAGCUCUAUGUGGUGCAGCCUGCAAGUGUGGUGCAGUCCAAAAAAUUAGUUAAAAUUGUACCACUCGCAACACAAACACCCUUAUUAUUUAGUGCUUUCACACCCAUCACCUAUCAAGAGCAAUGUUCCAUCACUUCGGGAUCAAGAUCAAAGAAGUGGGUCUCGAGGAAAGAAUGUACAACCAACUCAAGGGCGAAGCCAAGAGCUAUUUCAAGAACCUCGUCAAACCUCCUCAAGAGACCAUCUUGCUUGUGACAGACGAGCUAAUGGUGUGGAGCCAAGAAGAGAUGCCUCUCGUGACUUGCCAAGGCAAGAAGAGGCACACACCAAUUAUUAAGAGACAAGAAGGGUUGCUUCUCAUGGCUUUCAUACACAAUAUCAAGCUCCAAGAAAGGAAAGGCGAGAACUUGCGAGAAAACCAAGCUUCUCAUGGGCCCCAACUUAGGGAGCAUAGACGAGAAAGAUAACACAUUUCGUGACAACUAUGCUCGCCAAAGACAGUCACCAAAGAAGAGGGAACUCGAGCUUAUAUUGCUCAACCAUCGCCACAGUAAGAAACCAAAAAGUAAUGAUAUGUCUACACAUAAUUCACACACAAAUUUGACACACACUUAUGUGACAAGUAACUUCAACCGAACAUCUUUAUUAAAGAUAGAUCCCACUAAUCAAAACUAACUCGCGACAUGGGUGUGUGUAAAUUAUGUGUGUAUGUAACUCUUUUGGGGCAUUUGGUACAAGGGUUAAACUUGAUGUGAAUGUUAAACGUAACUCAUGUUUAGUAAAUUAAAUUUUAAUGACCAAGUUUGUGUUUCCAA
Molecule: messenger RNA, 2693 nt
Organism: Cannabis sativa
Lineage: Eukaryota; Viridiplantae; Streptophyta; Magnoliopsida; Rosales; Cannabaceae
Product: RING-H2 finger protein ATL65
Exons: 2
Coding region: 1-1389 (462 amino acids)
Biological process (GO): protein ubiquitination
Molecular function (GO): transferase activity
Source: RefSeq, a predicted model, not a curated record